UGACAGUUCAUAUAAAUUCGACCGGCGUGCUGUGCGCAUUGCUUGUAUUUCGCUAAAGAUUCGACGCUAAGAGCGUUCUUGGCUUUAACUUCUAUAUAAAUAUACAGUAAUCAUGACUGUAGACGAAGGAGUAGACAUAAGCAAGGCGGGCGACCGCGGUGUUCUGAAAAGGAUAAUUCAGGAGGGCCAAGGCACUGAUACACCCAACGCGGGUUGUCAGGUCACCGUCCACUAUACAGGGACGCUUCUAGACGGCACCAAGUUCGAUUCCAGCAAGGACCGGAACGAGCCGUUCGAGUUCCAGCUGGGGAAAGGCCAGGUUAUAAAGGCAUGGGACAUAGGCGUAGCCACAAUGAAGAAGGGGGAGGUGUGUGUGCUCACCUGCGCUCCGGAGUACGCCUAUGGAGCCUCCGGCAGCCCUCCCAAGAUCCCACCUAAUGCUACUCUGCAAUUUGAGAUUGAAAUGAUCGACUGGAAAGUGGAGGACCUGAGUCCCAACAAGAACAAGGGGAUCCUGCGGCACAUCAUCGACCAGGGCGAGGGCUUCGACAACCCCAACGAUGGAGCCCUGGUCACAGUGGAGCUCGAAGGCAAGCUCCCAGACGGCAAAGUGUUCGACACACGCACACUCACGUUCCCGCUGGGAGAGGGCGCUGACAGCAACGUCUGCGAGGGCGUCGAGCGGGCGCUCGAGAAGUUCCUGAAGGGAGAGAAGUCCCGGCUCACCAUACAGCCUAAAUACGCCUUCAAGUCUGAAGGCAACACUGAACUAGGCGUGCCAGCCAACACUGCCGUCGAGUACGUCGUCAAACUGACCAACUUCGAGAAAGCCAAGGAAUCCUGGUCCAUGGACGGGCCGGAGAAGCUCGAGCAAGCCAAGAUCUACAAGGAGAAGGGCACCAACUACUUCAAGGCGGGAAAACACCAGCUGGCUAUCAAGAUGUACAAGAGGGUGGUCUCUUUGCUCGAUGACGUCCCCGAAGACAACAGCGUAGAAGACAAAGUGAAAGAGCAAGCCAAAGAGCUCCUCCUCUCCUCCCACCUGAACCUGGCGCUGGUGUACCUGAAGGUGUCCCCGCCGCACCACUUCGAGAGCCGCGACCACGCCACCAAGGCGCUGACCUUCGACACCAACAAUGUCAAGGGACUGUUCCGGAGGGGGCAGGCGCUGCUCGGACUGGGCGAGGCGGAGCAGGCGCUACAAGACUUCCAGAAGGUCGUAGAAGCCGAGCCACAGAACAAGGCCGCCGCCAACCAGAUAGUGGUGUGCAAACAGGCGAUACAGAAGCAGAAACAGAAAGAGAAGAAACUGUACGCCAACAUGUUCGACAAGUUCGCCAAGCACGACACGGAGUUGGAGAAGAUAAGAGCUAAGGCGGAGGUGGACGUGAUCGGCGCCGCCGUGGGCGAGUGGGGCGCGGGCGAGGGCGAGUGGACGGACGAGCAGCGCACCAGGGCUCCGACACACUUCGAGCGGGAGAACCCCAACAUACUCAUGCUCGACAAGGACGGACAGUUCCAGAACAUGUAGACGAAAUGUGGCAUGGGCUCAUGAGGGUCACACAUAGGUUGCAUGGAAAAAAAUCAUUACACACUACAUAGACGCUAGCGGCAUCUAUCGAUCACCGAAGGCGUUACUCUCUCAAUGAAGAUCUCGGACGUAGAGUACGAAACACAUAAUAACUAGCUUAAAUCUAAAAUAGGCCCUGGAGGCAUUGUACAGUCAACGGUAAAAAUAUGGGUGUACAAAUAAUUUCAAAAAUAUGUCCCAUAACGCUUAUGUCAGCGAAUUAAGAACCUUCCGGUGGCGAAUGCACUAGUCUCAAAACGCACUAUUAGUCAAUACACUCUAAUUUCGAAAGCCCCUCUUCUCAUAAGAAACUAGGCCCAAAAUACCAUAUUUCAAAAAGGCUCAUUCUCGAUUUACACGAGAACUAUUGAGAACUAGUCCCAAAAUACACCUUUCCCAAAAUACCCCAAAUUGUGUUCACCUGUGCGUGGCGUAAUACUUUAUUCUCAUAAUGCAUAGGUCUCAAAACACACUAGUUCCAAAAUACCCUAUUUUUUUGGAAUGUCUCUUUGUGAUUGCUUUCAGCCGUAACCAUUACCCGUUUGAUGCCAAAAAUGUAUUUUGCAAAAAUAGGAUUUAUGUAAUUAUUAUUAAAGACCAUUGAAACUAGUGUCUAUGACCGUCCAAUAAUAACAUAAAACAUAAAAAAUAGAUUUCAAAUUCAAAUUGCAUAGAGCUUUCCUCUAGUAAAAAAUGUUCUAUGUGUGACCCGUUUAUAAUUUUAAGUCCAAUACCCGGUGAUAUGACUAUAAUAUAAGCGAUUGGUGACUCCAUCUUGUAAUUCUUGUGCUAUCAGAGCACUAAGACUGGAUCGCGAAUCACCAAUAAUAUUUCUCGCAGUUUCUCAACCUCCUAAUCCCAGUUUAAAAAAUGGUUUUAAAAGCAACCUUAGAUGUAUGGUGAUAAGACUCAUUUUUAAACUAGCUAAUAGGAGGUACGAAAAUAAUAUGCGUGUUUAUGUAAGGUUCUUUAUAAGUAAAACAAUCACCGUUGCCACGAGCAUGGGUAGAGAAAUAACAGAUACUUUAUUAAGUCCUAUAGUUCGUUUUUUUAGCAUUAGAAAGAACUCCACAGAAGCAAGCGCGCAGUUUUUUAUCAGGCUCUUUAAUUGUUAAUAAUUAUUGAAUUAUCUAAUGUAGCAUGGUCAAUACAUAUAAUUUACUUGAUUUCCAUACACUUACGUCAAAAUCAAUAUGGAUUGACAGCUAUCUCAAUCCCUUUUUAAUUAUUAAACAAAAAAAAAAAAAUUGAAAUUAUUGCCGCUAAAAGUGCCGUAUUUGGAACCACAAGCUCACUUCUGCGAAGUUCUUUCUAAUGCUAAAAAAACGGACUAUAUAUAAUAACUAAAUCAAAAACGGAAAACCUAAAUUAUGGUCAAGGCUGGAAGAGUUAGACCGAGAUAAGUCUGCAACGAUUGUGGUCAAAUUUCUAUGAAAUUAUGACGUUUAAAUAACACUUGCACUGCGUGGGCUCUCAAAUCCGCUGCAGACUGAUCUUGGUCUAACUCUAACAGAAUACAAUUGAAUUUUAAGAAUCCUAAUUUUUCGCAUAUGAAACAAAUAUCUUUCAGAUAUUAUAUUAUAAUAAUAUUUUGCCGCUCUAAAGCGACUUACACACUGAUCGAAAUCUGCUGCGGACAGAAUUAUUAACGACUAAGACGACGCGCAGUGUGUGAAUCGCCUAAUCUUUUGUAAUAAUGUGUUUGUUAUUUCUCAAUCUCGCGUUUUGAUCUCUGCACCAAAAGGUUUUAAGUUACAUUUGUGUACUAUAAUAAAUGUCGUCUAAUCCCCUUAUUCAUAAACGCGCUUUAAACCUUAACCACUAGCCGCCCAGAGAACUAUAAAAAGGUCUCCUGUUCCAUUCUAAUUUGAACUCUGUGUUGACAAAAUAAAAUUUCAUUUUGCUUGGCAAGGCUUGACGUAUGGGCGGCUAGAGGUUAAUUAGCUAAUAAUCGUUUGUCUUUAUCUGUCAUUUUGACUUAUUUGUAAGAAAGGGAUACAUUAUAAUUUAACAAAAUCAGGCCCGUAAAAUUUUAUGAAUAAGGGGGUUAAUCUGUAGUUUGGAUCAUUCCCGAGUGUCGCUGUGUCCCACUCGCUAGGGUAUGGGUGUUUUAACUAGGCCCCAUCCAUUGGCUACGUAACCUAAAAGAUUAUGGUAUGUAACGAAUUCUAGUUACACGAUAGGUAACAGUGGUGUUCAACCUCUUUUUAACCCUAAUCCUGGCUGACGGAUCAAAAUUACAAAUCGAAUGUGAAUGGUGGUAACCGAAGCAUUAGCGAAGGUCUCAGUUUAAGCAAAAAUGCUUUCGUAUGUCCGGAUGUUCUCUACCGGUCGCAAUUCUCGCCAAAAUGCUUUAAUUUAAGCAAACAAGUAGUUUUUUUAUCGUUUUGUUACGUAGCCAAUGGAGGGAGGCCCUUGUAAACCUGUCAUAGAGGUUUAGUUGUAUUGUACAUUGCUGAUUGUAUAUUUUCGUGGAUCGAAUUUACGUUAAUAAAGUGUUAAAUAAGAUAA
Messenger RNA from Cydia fagiglandana, 4081 nucleotides. It is a transcript of the gene Fkbp59, whose product is annotated as FK506-binding protein 59. NCBI's taxonomy places the organism in Eukaryota, Metazoa, Arthropoda, Insecta, Lepidoptera, Tortricidae. Gene Ontology annotation, molecular function: peptidyl-prolyl cis-trans isomerase activity; protein binding. The record is from RefSeq and is a predicted model, not a curated record. Bases 113 to 1531 code for a protein of 472 amino acids. The transcript is spliced from 10 exons.